This is a messenger RNA of Acyrthosiphon pisum (pea aphid), 1595 nucleotides long. It is a transcript of the gene Tgi, whose product is annotated as Tondu-domain-containing Growth Inhibitor. Gene Ontology annotation, biological process: negative regulation of DNA-templated transcription. NCBI's taxonomy places the organism in Eukaryota, Metazoa, Arthropoda, Insecta, Hemiptera, Aphididae. The transcript is spliced from 4 exons. The record is from RefSeq and is a predicted model, not a curated record. The coding region runs from base 673 to 1389 and encodes 238 amino acids. Gene Ontology annotation, molecular function: transcription coactivator binding.
GUGUCUUAUAAACUCGUAUGUACACGGCACAAGAAUGAUGUAUGUACAUAAUAAAUGGGUACGUUUAGGCCGGAGGCGUUGUAGUUUCCGGUGAACCCUUUUUUACAUUAUUUAUCGUGCGUGUGUGUGCGCGCACCUGUGGAGCACGGGUCGGGGUGCCCAUUAAUGAAAACGGCCGAGGACGCGUUCGCGGUGUACUAGCGCGCGCGUGCGCGGGUCCACCGCGCCCGACCGGACGCCGCGCGAACGCUUCCUGGCCACGGCGGCGCGCAACCGGUUUGCCGCAGCCGCACCAUGAAUGAACCGCGGCGACGCGGACAAUCUUUAAAAGCGGCGGCGGCGGCGCGACGACGACGACGACGACGACGACGACGCCACCGCCGACGAGCCGCAGCCGCCAUUCAUCGUUCGCGACGCGUACGGUUCUGACACGCACUGUCGACGCAAACAGAGACUGCAGUUGUAUAGUUGUCAUUCGUUGCACACACACACAAUAUUCAUUAUUCUUUUUCUUCUUCUCAUAAUUAUUAUUGUUUCUCGUAUUCGGUUUGGCUUUUUUUUUUUUUGGUUUUCUCGAGUUUUUUACUUGUUACGAUUCGUCGAUCGUCCGUUUAAUAUAAUAACGUAUAUCAUAUUAUAUUAUAUCACAGUACGAUAGCGCUAGAUCGGGUUAUGAGCCUGUGCGUCAUGUUCUCGAGAUACGAACAACACAAUCGGCACCGGGACGGUCGGAACAACAAGGCGGACCGGACCAGACACCUGUGGCAGCCGUGGGUGGAGAGGGCCGCCGACUACUUUGACGAUCAUUCGAGGUCGCUGUCGCUGAGAUGUUCGGCGAUGGAGGGAACCGUCGGCACCGUCGGCAAAUGGAAGCGGGAGAGAAGACACAGGGCCGUCUGCACGUCACCCGUAUCGCCAACUCCGCCGCCUUUCAGAAACUCUCAAGAGCCGCUAGACAUGACAACGACUGCUGGUUCCAGGGCGCUGCCCAAAGAACGAGCUUCGGUGAUCAUGGCGUCGCCGGCCACCGGACACAGGGCAUUGUCGUCGUCGACGGCCGCGGCGACAGGCGGCAUCAGCGACACAGGCAUCGACGAACAUUUCAGACGGUCGUUGGGCAAAGACUACAUGAACGUGUUCGCGCCGGCCGCUGCGCAACGACAACAGCAACAGGUCGCCGUUACGGCCGCCGCCGCACCAUCGACCGAUGGUGACGAUGACGACGACGACGACGACGACGCGGGAUUAUCAGCGGUCGACGAUCAUUUCGCCAAAGCUCUGGGCGACACCUGGGUAAAGCUGCAAAAAGAAGAAUACCAGAAAAAGAGAAAAGAGACAGCCGCCGCUGCUGCUGACGGCAGGCAAAAAGUGAACGUAUACGCGGCGUGAGGGAGAAAACCGACCGAAAAAAACGGAAUAAAAAAUGAGAUAAUUUUAGGGGAUUUGUGUUAUAUUUAUAUUGUAAGUGCAGCAGGAACGGCCGGAUGUGAUCCCGGCUUCGGGGCGGUGGGCUAAACUGCGUAGACUAUUAUUUUAUGUAUAUGAUUAUUCUUUGUACACUUUAAACUUUGUAAAUAAAAAAAAACAAACAAGUA